Messenger RNA from Candoia aspera, 4026 nucleotides. It is a transcript of the gene ZBTB24, whose product is annotated as zinc finger and BTB domain containing 24. NCBI's taxonomy places the organism in Eukaryota, Metazoa, Chordata, Lepidosauria, Squamata, Candoiidae. The transcript is spliced from 7 exons. Gene Ontology annotation, molecular function: DNA-binding transcription factor activity, RNA polymerase II-specific; protein binding. The coding region runs from base 88 to 2271 and encodes 727 amino acids. Gene Ontology annotation, biological process: regulation of transcription by RNA polymerase II. The record is from RefSeq and is a predicted model, not a curated record. Gene Ontology annotation, cellular component: nucleus.
ACGCGCCCGCCGCUUCCGGCGUAUGCUUUUGCUUUGCUUAACCGCCUGUCGCGGGGUUCGGUGUUUGGAGCUCUCUCAGUCCAGGCAAUGAUGGAUGAAGUCGUAUCUAAUGCUUCAGAGAAACUUAUAGCAAUCCACUCCAAGGUUCACAGAGAUACUAUCCUGAUUAAAUUUGAGGAGCAGAGAAAAAAAGAUUUUUUGUGUGACAUCACUUUAAUUGUAGAAAAUGUUCACUUUAAAGCACAUAAGGCUUUACUUGCUGCCAGCAGUGAAUAUUUCUCAAUGAUGUUUGUUGAAGAGGGCGAGAUUGGCCAGUCAAUCUAUAUGCUGGAAGGGAUGGUGGCAGAUGCUUUUGGUGUCCUAUUGGAAUUCAUUUACACAGGCUGCUUACAAGCUAGUGAAAAAAGUAUAGAACAAAUUUUAGCGACUGCUCAUCUCCUCAAAGUGAAUGAUCUGGUUAGAGCAUAUACAGAACAACAGAGGAACUGUAGCUUAAGUAACACAUUAUCUGGCAUUUCUAAUGGUGAAACUGCAGUAGCUGUCUUAGCAAAGAACAAGAAAAGUGAAGAUCCACCAAAGCGAAAACGUGGAAGACCAAGAAAAGUGAAGAACAUUCAGGAAGAAAAACUGGAAGCCCUUUCUACUGAAGAUGUGCAAUUAAAAGAGAACAACUCAGUUCAUAAUAAGCAAAAUCUGAUAAAGAGAGAGACUGCAGUAGAAGACAGAAAUUCCAAUGAACUCAUUCCUGUAAGUGGAGAGGGAAGAGAAAUAUGUAGGACAGAAGCUGUGGUCAGUGCUUCAACAGAAAAAGAUGAGAACUAUGAUCCUAAGUGCCAAAACACACAGAUCAGUCAGAGUCGUUACAGCAAACGUAGGAUACGGCGGUCAAUCAAGUUAAAAGAUUAUAAACUUAUUGGUGAUGAAGAGGACAGUGGGCUGACAAAAAGGGCCAAUGCGAGAAGAAAACGUACUGGGUCUGAAGUUGAGUGCAAAGACUGUGGGAAAGUCUUUAAAUAUAACCAUUUUUUAGCUAUCCACCGAAGAAGUCAUACAGGAGAGCGCCCCUUCAAAUGCAGUGAAUGUGGCAAAGGCUUUUCCCAAAAGCACUCUCUCCAAGUUCAUGAGCGGAUGCACACUGGGGAACGGCCAUACACUUGCACAGUUUGCAAUAAGGCUUUAACAACAAAACAUUCCCUCCUGGAACAUAUGAGUCUUCAUACAGGCCAGAAGGCUUUUACCUGUGACCAGUGUGGAAAAUACUUCAGUCAGAGAAGGCAACUUAAAAGUCACUAUAGAGUUCACACAGGUCAUUCAUUGCCAGAAUGCAUCCUGUGUCAUCGCAAAUUCAUGGAUACAGCUCAAUUAAAGAAACAUUUAAGAACACAUACAGGUGAAAAGCCAUUCACUUGUGAAAUCUGUGGCAAGUCAUUUACAGCAAAAAGCUCUCUUCAGACACACAUCAGAAUUCACAGAGGAGAAAAGCCAUAUUCGUGUAGUAUUUGUGGAAAAUCCUUUUCAGAUUCCAGUGCCAAAAGGAGACAUUGUAUCUUACACACUGGCAAAAAACCUUUCUCUUGUUCAGAGUGUUGUGUGCAGUUUGCACGCUUAGACAAUUUGAAGUCUCAUUUGAAAAUUCAUAUCAAAGAGAAACAGCUGCAGGAAGCCAAUACGGCUUCCAACAGCAGCAGUACAGAGGACGUCAGGAACAUUCUUCAGCUGCAGCAGUAUCAACUCUCUACCUCUGGGCCACAAGAGAUCCAGUUGCUGGUUACAGAUUCAGUGCACAACAUAAACUUUGUGCCCAGCCAUAAUCAAGGCAUUAGCGUUGUCACUUCAGAUGAUUCCCAAAAUGUGAUGACGGAGCACACAGGCAGCCUUACUCUUCUCACUCAGCCAUCACAGCAGCUGCAGAACCUGCUUCUUUCAGGCCAGCCAGAACCCACAGACCAGAUUCAGAAUAUCAGCAUUGUGAGUGACCCAAUGGAUCCUCCCCAGACUGAACAAAUGCAUGUCAUCACACUGUCCAAGGAAGCUCUGGAACAUCUCCAUGCCAAUCAGAGUCAAGCAGAUGUGCUUCAGAUAGCGGCAGGAACACCACAUCCAACCCCACAUCUGCAGAUGGCCCAAGAACCUAGCCAGCAAUUUCGCAUUCUACCUCCUCAAAUUAGCAAAGGACGGAGCCAGACUGUACAUAUCUCCAAUUCACCUCAACAGCCUCUAACUGUAAACCAGCCAUCUGGAGAUCAUCACAUUGAAAGGCAGACUUUUUAAAAUACAGGCUGAUUUCCUUCUUAGCUAUAUUUAUUUAUCAAGAUGAAAUAAGAUCCUUCAUGUGAAAUGCAUUACAUAUAUUAUCUAUUUACCUUCACAUGUUGGUAGCGUUGAUUGUUGGCUUAAUGGUCAUUGCUUUAUGCAUUUUUAUUUUGCAGAUUUAUCAGUUUAGAUAGAUGUUGAAAGAAUGGCUUUUUAACCAGUGUUCUCAUUCAUUUUGCCUGAAUUGCAAUAAAACAUUAAUAGAACAUGGUACAAGCCUGCUUAUGCAUUUUGCCAUCUCAGUUAUUUCAGUGGGAAAGAACAAUGCAUGCUUAAUUCUCCCACUGAAAAUGAUGGGAUGUAAAAUUGCCUUUGAAUGGACAAUACUGUAUAUAUUUAACAAACUUAUCAGCUGAUGUAUUGUACUUUUUUCCUCCUAUCUGCUCAUUAGUUCGGGCUAAAGCAAGCCCAUGUUUGGAUUUCAAAAACAAAAUAUGAAUCAGUCUAUGUUAGUGUCAGCUGAGAUUUUGUGAGAGUUGGUUUUCUGAGAUGAUAUCUACAAGCAUAUGUGAAAUAAGGCUUAAGGGAUUUUUGCAACCUUUUGCAAAAGUAAAUGUCUAAUUUCACAAGGUAGAAAAAAUUGGCGGAUCUCCAGACAGGUCUGCAUAGGUUCUCCUAAGUAAUGCUGAUAAUAGGCUUAGCAAAUCAUUGCCUUGUUUUACUUAUGUUUUACAUAAGCUUUUCUUUAAAUGUAUUUAUGCACAUCAGAGUUCAAUGCUAGACUUCCCUAAACUUGAUCGACACAAAUCAAUCCUGGGUCAGAAAGUAUUGGCUUAUCAGAGCAAAAAUAGGCAUUAUGAUUUCUCCUUUGUCUUGUGCUCUUUACAUUCUGGUGAAUAAGCAGCAUACAACAGUUCUGUAAUAAAAUAAAAACAAGUGACUGUUUCCCAUUAUAACUACCAAGAAUGUUUGCUUUAUAUUUUAAUUGUAGUUUUUAAGCUAGGAUCACACUGGGGGAGAGAAUAUAAAGGCUUCAUGCUUGGGCCAAUAAACCAUUGUCCAAAAUGGUUAGGCCUGAAAUAGCCUAGAAAUAGGGAAGAAUGCACCUCUGAGCAUGCAUUCUCCUUAAGGUAUUGCAGUGCUGAUGGACAUCCAUACUCAGAUGGGCACUGUAGUCCUGUAUAUCUUCCACUUCUUCCUUUCCUCUUACUGCCUAAUUUGUACAAUUUGUAUUUGCUGAAUAUGGGAAAAGUUUUGCUGUGGUAGACAAGGAACACUCUGGUUGGCAAUGGAACCUUACAGAUUAUUUCAGCAUCCUUGCGGUAACCAUGUUUAACAGUUAGUAUAAUUCAGAACAGGAUAAAAUGAAGGUGCUAGGAGUUUGUACAUUGAAGGGAGGGGACAGGAGGUCCAGACUUGUAGCCAUUACCUGAAAUGGCACCCAUUCUUCUCUCAGUUAAGUUGACUGAGCUUCUUUCAAAACUAUUAUUUUAAAACUCUCAGUGUCUUAAAACCAAUUGAAUUAGUUAGUGAAGAUAAACAAUGUAAUAUUGAAGGUUUGUGUAAAGAAAAAAAUAAUAAAAUAUCAGGAGGGGGAAAAUGGCAAAAUAAACACAUGUAAUCUGGAAGUAUAGCUACUAGCAAUUAAUGAUUCUGCCUCUAAAUUAAUGAUUAAAUUGUGGCCUGAGUUAAGCAUUUAAAAUAUAAUGCUUCUUUGUGUCUAUGUAAAAUAAAGCUAUAGUGCUUUUAAAAUAAACACAAUGCAUACAUUAA